AAACUUAUUAAAUAGAUCCUUAGAUGUAAGAUAGUUGCGGCGCAGAAAUGAACAAGCACCACAAGCAUGCAGUGUUGGACCAUGAUAAUACGGCCGAGCUCUUCAAGCAAUACCAAGACAUGAGCGUCGACCAAAAGGCAUCUCUCACAAAUGAAGACCGACUAAAAUUCCAACACGCAGAAUUACACGAGAAGCAUAAGGGCCACGAAGCGAUGCAUGGGGAAAUGGUGCUAAUUCUGUUCAUAUCACUUGUCAUAGGCCAAUGUGUAUUGUUCCACUGGCGAGCACGAUACAACAAAUCCUACACGAGGGCAACUCUUCUUUUCAUGUGGACCGUUCCUAUGUAUUUUGUCAUCACACACUACUGGAUACGAUUUCUGGUUGUCUGGGCGGUGUUCACGUUGCUUAAUUUCUAUGUGGUUUUCAAGGCCACUAGAAAACCUCUAGCAAACACUACUCCAAGAUUGGUGUACAAGUGGUUCCUAAUUAUGCACAAGGUCAACUACGGCAUGGGAGUGUUGGGCUACCUCUUAGUCAUGUUCACCCUCAUAGGGGUCAAUGUCCUGUUCGGGGUCACCCCUGACAAGAGCAUGGACUGGGGCCUCACUGUUCUCUUUUACGGACUGUACUUUGGAGUAUUAUCACGUGACUUCUCGGUGCUCUGCACAGACAAAAUGGCAACAAGAUUAGGCUACCAAACGAGGAGUUCUCUGCCUGGGAAGCGAUUGGACGAGGACGUGUGUGCAGUAUGUGGCAAUAGACUCCUUGUUCCUCUGGGCGAAGAGGGCGUCAUAGAGGACACUGUGAAACUACCAUGUGGACACAAGUUCCAUGAGUUCUGCAUACGUGGCUGGUGCAUCGUCGGCAAAAAAGAAACAUGUCCUUAUUGCAACGAGAAAGUGAACACUAGAGACUUGGUGAAACACCCUUGGGAACGAGUGAACUUAAUGUACGGACAGUUCCUAGACUGGAUACGAUAUCUGAUAGCGUGGCAACCAUUGAUUCUUUUAUUCGUCCAGGGACUCAAUAUGACAUUAGGUCUGGAAUAGUGCAGGAGCUGCAGGACGUCAUUAGCAUGGGUUAAAAGGGAUCCUUAAUAAGCAUUCUGCCCUUUCUGUUAUUAAUAAACCAGUGGUAUGAAAACAUUGGUAAGUCUCAAAAAGGCAGUUGGAGUUAAUUUGUGAAGCACCAAUAUGCAUUCAUUGCCAGGUGUAUUACAUUUUCGUUUCAUUGCACGUCAAUUCGCCCUCAGAUUUUUAGACCUCUAUUUUUUUCAUUCCAUAUAAUAAAUAAACCCCAACAAAUUUCGGAACGGUUAUUGUAGUAAUUCAAACGAUCAUGUGAUAGCAAGCGAAUAAAUUGCCAUCGGAAUUUUGUAUUGAGUUUUUGUUAGCCGAAGAUAGCCAACUGUCUUUUUGCCCAAGUUAUGCCAGCUGUAAGUUUUCUACCAGUUGUCGCUCUACGUGCUUCAGCGAUUUAUGGUUGUUGUUUUACCGAAUCUUAAUUAUUAUUGUAAAAUAGAUACCGCUUGAAAAUUUAUUAUUUAAUGAAAUUAUAUGAAAUACUGUUUUCAGAUGUUAUAUGUUUGGCUUGGUUUUAUGCGCGGCGCUUUUUAUGAUAUUAUCGUAAAUUUCUUUUUUUUUUGUAAAACUUGGGUUUAUAUUACCAGUGUUACAAUGUUAUUGUUUUCGUCAAUGCUCAUUUGUUAUAUUGUACUUAAAACUGCCUACCAAAGUAAAGA
Messenger RNA from Symsagittifera roscoffensis, 1741 nucleotides. RefSeq names its product E3 ubiquitin ligase Rnf121-like. Bases 48 to 1049 code for a protein of 333 amino acids. The transcript is spliced from 7 exons. Lineage: Eukaryota; Metazoa; Xenacoelomorpha; Acoela; Convolutidae. The record is from RefSeq and is a predicted model, not a curated record. Gene Ontology annotation, cellular component: endoplasmic reticulum membrane; Golgi membrane. Gene Ontology annotation, molecular function: metal ion binding; ubiquitin protein ligase activity.